Epithele typhae is the source of this 2448-nucleotide messenger RNA. RefSeq lists its product as uncharacterized. The record is from RefSeq and is a predicted model, not a curated record. NCBI's taxonomy places the organism in Eukaryota, Fungi, Basidiomycota, Agaricomycetes, Polyporales, Epitheliaceae. The transcript is spliced from 4 exons. Bases 1 to 2448 code for a protein of 815 amino acids.
AUGUUUCACCAACACCUCGUUUUUGUGCUCACUCCCAUCCGGCUUCCUCUUCCGACCAUCUGGGAAGCAAUAUGCGCCCUAAUCCUCCUUUGCUGCCUCUACCGCAGAACGCAGACCGCCAACGACCCCAAACCGCGUUCGGCCGAGGUGAAGGACGGGCUGGUAUCUCCAGCGCCGAGGAUGGGGAGGGAAGGCCCGGGAGACCCUCUCGAGGCCGUCUCCACCGAGCUCGAGAACCUUGUGCGUAUGACGAAGACGACGACGGGCUCUCGCGAGGCCCCUCGGAGCGUCUUCUCGGCCAGCGAUGACGAGGAGUGCCCACGAGUGCUCGGGACCCCAAAGCCGCGCAAGCUCGAUGUUGGCGGUCCGCACGAGACGGGCUCGGAGACGGGCUCGGAGAGCCGGCUUGGCGCGGUGGCGAGCCCGGAGGAGUCGCUCGUCGCCUCGCUCCUGUCCAAGAUCAGGACCCGCGAUAUGAUCGUGCAGCGCUUGAAGGCCCAACGGCGGGAGGACAUGGACAGCCGGCUCCGCACGACGGUGAAGCUCGAGGCGCUACUCCGAGAGCAACUCAAGAUCAUGUCGCGCCAAGCGGACACGCUCGAGGAGAAAAAGCGCGAGCUCGAGGCGCGCGCCGACGAAGUCACGGGCGUGCGGCUCCAAGUCGUUCAGCGCGACGAAGACAUCGCCACGCUCCAGCUCCGCAUCGUCCGCCAUGAAGACGAGCUCGCGGUUCUGCACUCGGAGAAAGAAGCGCUCGCGGAGCAGCAGUCCGCGGUCGCGGCCGCGCACACGGACGAACUUGAAGCCGCGGCCGCUCGCGUAGCGGAACUCGAGGCCGUCGUCGCCGCCCGCACCUCCGAGCUCGACACGCGCAUGGGCGAACUCGAAGCGUGCACGGCGUUGCUCGAGGCACAGCGCAGGCUCGUGGCGCAGCACGAGGACAUCGCGGCGCGGGCGAGCGAGCGUGCGCACGACCUCGAGCGGCGGUGCGCGCGGGGAGAGCUGGAGCUCCGCACCGCGGUGGUGCGCCUGCUGCGCGGGGACGUCGGCACCGCCGCGGAGAUCACGCUCGCGCGCGGGUUCGUGACGCGUUCGCGCUCUGCUACCGUCACAGGAGGCCCGGUCGAUGUUCCGGCACGCCCCAAGGGACCCGUCCGCGCUCAGUCGGUGUCGUUCUACCCACAGCCCGUCGUGCCUGGUGUUCUCGCGCCCGCGGUCGUGACGGCCAAGGUGGACCUUCGCGGGCGGUCGGCGCGGAAGCUCAGGGUGAUGGCGAGACGCCUUUCUAGUCCCACUGCGAAGCAGUCCAACGCAGAGGUUGCUUCCGCUUCUGAUCUCGUCCCCGACCCCGAACUGGUUUCCACCUUGGGACAGCCGCUGUGUACUGUGGACGUCGCUCCUGGCGGCGAUACCAAUGGAGGGGACAGGAGUAUAGAUUCCUUGGGUAAACAAGCUGAAGCAGGCACCAGUCUAAGCAGCCACUCUCGACUCGCCAGCAGCGAGUCCGAUGCAAGCACGAGUCCCGCGCCGGAAGAGAACGCAACGAGCAAGAGCCCGACCUCCGAGGAGGAGGAGGAGGAGGAGGAGGAGGAGGAGGCAGCUAGCAGUACCUCUGAAGAUGUGCAUUCGCACGCCCGGGCGAGCCCUCCUACGCCCAUACGCACUCCAAGCAAAAUCUCCCGCAUCCCCACCUUCUCCCCGCGCCCAGAAGACCUUGCCCUGUCUGGUCCGUAUGACGUUCCCCCGUCCGCGCCUGCCGCAGCCGCGCUCCCGGAUUCCGCUUUUGCCUCUGCGCCCCUGCGCCCGCCCUUUUCGUCGCUCGCGAGUUCAGCGCCGUCCCCGUUGCCCGUGUCGCGCAUCCCCGCCAUGUCCGCCAUGCUCGUCUACGCCAGGCGUUCCCUCCCGCUCUCCUCUCCGCUCUCUACCCCCCACAGGGCCCUCGUCACCUCCCCGUCACCACCGUCCUUCCAGUCUCAAUCCCGCUCCAAUUCGCAGUCCCGCUCCAAUUCACAGUCCCGCUCAAACUCGCAGUCUCGCUCCCACCCGCACUCAACCUCGCAGUCCUCUCCUCCAGACCCCGCACGCUCCUCCAUCGCCGUGCGCCCCUCCGCCCAUGCCGGGUACGCCGACCCCCGCGUCCCCUACAACCCCUACGCCGAAGCCGAAGCCGACGCCCACCGCGGCUCGCGGUCUCUCGCCAGCGUCCUCGACGACUUCGACCCCUACACGGCCGCGGCCGCAGCCGUCGCGCCUGUGCCUCCGGGCAGGUGGCCCGGGCCGUCGCGCCCGGCGUCGUCGGCGUCGGUGAGCUUCGCGUCGACCGGGAGGGCACCGCGCGCGUGCGAGGAGGCGGCGGUGGCGAGCAUGGCGGGCGGGUCGGUCGCGCCGUCGCGCAUGCCGCAGCCGUUGUCGCGCAAGAGCGGGCUGUCGGUGCCGUGGCGCGGGUAA